AUGUCAAGUGAAAGACUCAUCACCCAAAUAUUACCCCCUAAGGCACAAAAUACAUACUUCCGCGUCCUAAUCGACGGCAAUUUAGCAGGCAACGUUUUUGCUGUCCGCUGGCAGCACAAAGAUCUUUCUAUCCUGUGGAUUACACAGCUCUGCGUAGAUGGCAAAUGUAGAAAUCGGGGGGUGGCUAAAAGGAUGCUCGGACAUUUAAAAGGGGAAGAAGAAAUGGUGGGGAUUUUUUCCAGUCAUCCAUUUGCGUUGAUGGCUGUUUUGAGGGUUUGGGGGAGGGGAGUAGAAGAUGUUGAUAGGGAUUUGGAGAUGAUGAAAGGAACUGUGAAGGGGGUGAUGGAGGGGUGUCCGGUAGGGUAUGUGAAGGAGGCGAAAUUGAGAGGUUCGCUGUUCGGAGAGGGGGGCGGACGAGCAGUGGCGUGUGCCGAUACGCAGUUUUGGGUCGAUCAUGAGGAGCCGCUUGAGGCGUUGAGGAGAGUAGAGGAGAAGGGUCUUGUUUGGCCUUGUGGAGAGUUACCUGAUGGUUGUGAAUUUGUGGCAUUGGUGGAUGCUAAUUACGGUGACUAG
Messenger RNA from Botrytis byssoidea, 573 nucleotides. RefSeq lists its product as uncharacterized. The transcript has a single exon. The coding region runs from base 1 to 573 and encodes 190 amino acids. NCBI's taxonomy places the organism in Eukaryota, Fungi, Ascomycota, Leotiomycetes, Helotiales, Sclerotiniaceae. The record is from RefSeq and is a predicted model, not a curated record.